Ipomoea triloba (trilobed morning glory) is the source of this 1994-nucleotide messenger RNA. Its product is annotated as ultraviolet-B receptor UVR8. Gene Ontology annotation, molecular function: guanyl-nucleotide exchange factor activity. NCBI's taxonomy places the organism in Eukaryota, Viridiplantae, Streptophyta, Magnoliopsida, Solanales, Convolvulaceae. The coding region runs from base 579 to 1892 and encodes 437 amino acids. Gene Ontology annotation, cellular component: cytoplasm. The record is from RefSeq and is a predicted model, not a curated record. The transcript has 4 exons.
AUGAAAUAUAUGAGCCUAUUAUAGGCAACAAACUUGACUCUUCAAUUCUUAUCCUCCAUAUAAAUAAGUUCAUAUGUUUCAUUUGUAAGAUGUAUCCUUUGAAAAUAUGAAUAAGAAAUCUCUCCCUUCUCUUUGUCACAUAUCCUUGUCAUCCACUGCUUCCAAUAGCUCAGCUCGCCGCCGGAGAACCUUACAGAGAGUAUAGAGAAAAGGAAGAGAUGUCUUAUUCAUAUCUUUAGGAGGUACAUCUUACAAAUGAAACAUAUGAACCUAUUUACAUACAAGAACAUUGACUCUUCAAUACUACUUUAACAGACACUGAUCAUUCAUUUAUUCAAAAGUACAAAAAUUAAAAUAAUGACCACACAUUAAUAAAAUAUUCAUAGCAAAUUAAACAAUUUUAAAAUCAAUAUUUAAUUAAAGAAUACCCAUACAACCAAGAAUUUGUGAAGAUCCGAACCUGAAAAGAACCCGCCACCAUUGACCCGCACCCGACCCAAUUGUUACGCCGCAGUGCCCCACUCUCACUUUGUCAGGACUUAGGAUCCAUUUCAUCGGACCUCAGCGAUCAGGUACAAAUGAUGCUGCAUUCACUAAAGAGAUGGAGAAUCCCGCCGUCCGGCAUUUUGAUCGGACUGACUAGGCGGUGGAUAUGCACCGACGGGGGAACAACCGUGAUGAGCUUCGGCGAUGGAAGCCACGGGGCUUUGGGCCUGCCGAUGUCCAUACCGGGCUUAGGCUCCGACGCCUACGAGCCUACUCCCGUUCCAGGCCUCCCACGUGAUGUCACCGGCAUCGCCGCCGGCCAUUUCCACUCCCUCGCCGUCACUCGUGAGGGCCAUGUUUAUGCCUGGGGCCGUAACACCGAAGGUCAGCUCGGUCGUGAUCGUAUUUCUCCUAGAGAGACAUGGAAUGAACCAAAGAGGGUAGAAGGGCUAGAAAAAGUGAGAGUUCGAGCUGCGUUUGCCUCAGGUGUUGUGUCUGCUGCCCUUGGAGAAGAUGGAUCUCUGUGGGUCUGGGGAAGUUCCAAACGGGGGCAGCUAGGGCUAGGGGAAGGAAUAACCGAAACUGUUGUACCCACCAGGGUUGAAACACUACUUGGAGAAUAUAUAGUUAAGGUAUCACUUGGUUGGGGGCAUGCUCUAGCAAUGACUAGAAGUGGGAAAUUGUUUGGCUGGGGAUACUAUGCAGAUGGUAGAAUAGGGAAGAUUGGGAAAGAGUUGGAGAUCUCCCCACUGGAAUCUAAUUCAUCUGAAUUUAAAUCAGUGGAAGCUGCCGAGCAGUCAGUCUUGGAAGCCAUGGAGAAGGAAAAAGAUAUGCCUACUAUAUGGAAUCCUGGUUUGGUUGAGGAGCUACAAGGUUUGAAAGUUGAAGAUGUGGCUUGUGGGCUUGACCACUCUUUGGUUGUUUGCAGUGAUGGCACUCUGUUUAGUGGUGGAAGCAAUGCAUAUGGGCAGUUAGGCAGGACAAAUCAAGAUUUGGGGAUGCAGCCUGUUGACAUAGGUUUACGUACCCUAAACAUAGCUUCAGGUUUAGGACACUCUUUGGCUGUUUGCGAAGUUCCCUCAUCAGAAGGACCAAAAGUUUUUUCAUGGGGAUGGAACCAAAGUUGUCAACUUGGCAGGCGAGGUCCAGGCCACAUUCCUCAGCAGGUCGAGGGGCUGGAUGGUGAGAUACCAAAAUUGGUUUCAGCAGGACGUGCACAUUCCCUUGUUCUCACGGCUAAGAAUGAAGUUUGGGCGUGGGGCUGUGGUAAAAAUGGGAGACUAGGAUUGUGCAGUUCAGCAGAUGAAUCUGAACCCAUGUUAGUUGACUUUUCUCAAGGUUUUGAGGCUUGGGAAGCCAUGGCUGGCUUAGAUCAUAGUCUUGUUCUUGGGAAAAUCAUAUGUUAGAUCAAAUCUACAAGAAUCUCAAUUGUUAAUUUCAAUACAUAGUUGCAUUUCAAAACCGAACAGCUACUUUAACUGUUUGACUUGGCUAAAAUUGAUCAAACA